AUGGCGCUUUGGUCGCGGGCGGAGGAGCAACUGCAGCAGGCCUUGGAGGAGACUGGGAAGCCUUGGAGCCUGAAGAAGGGCGAUGGCGCCUUCUACGGCCCCAAGAUCGACAUCCAGCUCCAGGACGCCCUGGGCCGCGGCCACCAGCCGGGGGCCCUUUCGCGGGGAGGAGACACGGCGGGGGGUUGGAGUUUGGACUGCGGCCGGGGUUUUGCCAUAAAUAACUAA
Molecule: messenger RNA, 228 nt
Organism: Effrenium voratum
Lineage: Eukaryota; Dinophyceae; Suessiales; Symbiodiniaceae
Source: the annotation of a GenBank genome assembly